Molecule: messenger RNA, 3401 nt
Organism: Eriocheir sinensis (Chinese mitten crab)
Lineage: Eukaryota; Metazoa; Arthropoda; Malacostraca; Decapoda; Varunidae
Product: fatty-acid amide hydrolase 2-like
Exons: 13
Coding region: 269-1834 (521 amino acids)
Source: RefSeq, a predicted model, not a curated record
UGAUGGUGGAGGCAAAGAAGACGCACUCAGGGUACAGCCAGUCGUACGCGGGCACGGACGGGGCCAGCACACUCACCCCAGCACCCAUCGCGUCCUCUAUUGCGGCUUCGUAGGCUCUCAGCUCCUUGGACGCCGCGGCCUGACGAUUGAAGUGACUAAGGAAGAACGACGAGGACAUCAGAGAGAUAGAUAGAUAGAUAGAUAGAUAGAUAGAGAGAGAGAGAGAGAGAGAGAGAGAGAGAGAGAGAGCGGAAAACCAGGUGUCACAAUGAUUUACAGGUUGCUUCGAGAUAUCUACAGCUUCCUAGUGUAUACGUUCCUGCGUCUGCUAUGGGCGUUCACACCGCGUACACGCGUCCCUCCGAUCACCGAUGCAGCCCUCACCCAGUCACCCGCCACCCUCGCGCGAUGGAUCAGGGAGAAUAAGAGAUCCUCGGAGUCCAUCGUGGGGGCGUUCGUGGCUCGCAUCAAGGCCGUGAACCCCAUCCUGAACGGCGUGGUGAUGGACCGUUUUGACGAGGCACUGAAGGAGGCGAGGGACACGGACGAGUGGCUGAAGACGCUGACCAAGGAGGAGCGGGAGAAGGUGGCGGAGACGAAGCCUGUGUUGGGGGUGCCUUUCACGGUGAAGGAAAAUGUGAUGGUGAAAGGAAUGAGCCACACACACGCCCUCAGAGUCAGGCAAGGGAAAAGAGCACCGGAGGACGCGCAGGUCAUCGCAUUAUUGAGGAACGCAGGCGGCAUCCCACUCUGCGUGACCAACAUCCCGGAGCUGGGCCUGUCGUACGCGUGUGCCAACGUCAUGUACGGGACCACCAACAACCCUUACGACAUCUCACGUACCCCUGGCGGCUCGUCUGGGGGAGAGUCGGCUCUCCUGGCCAGCUGCGGCACCCCCAUGGCCUUCGGCACUGACCUGGGCGGCUCGAUUCGGUGCCCAGCGGCCUACACCUGCACCUUCGGCCACAAACCCACGUCAGGUUGGGUGCCCUUGGGGGGGACUGGCCUCUUCCCCUCCAAGCUUCGAACGCAAAGGGUGAUGGUGUGCGGGCCCCUGACACGCUACGCAAACGAUCUUCCCUUCGUCAUGGAGAUUAUCGCCCCGCUCCACGCCAAGGGACUCACGCAGAAGGUCCAGAACGUUGACCUUACCGAGCUGAAAGUGUGGUGGUCAGAGGGGGUGGAGGGAUGCGCUCUCAUCUCCUCCACCGACAAGAUUCUAGUCAAUGCGGUGCACCACGUAACCAGACAUAUGGCCGAGACCUUCCGUGUUCCGACUGCGAAGUGGCCCUUCCCUAUGAGUGACGCCAUGGAGGUCACCGGUAACAAAAUGAGCGAAGACUUCCUUGGUGAGCCGCCGGUGACUGAAGACCUCGCCGACAGGAAGGGCAGGAUCAGCCUCCGCAAGGAAUGGCUGAAGAUGCUAUCUGGCUUCGGGAACUUCACUGCCAACACCCUCGCCCUCGCCACGGCCACCACCAUACUUGUCGGCGCGAAAGAGCCCAAGAAGAGUCCCUACUACUGGAAGAACGUGCAGAAGAAGUUUUUGGACGUGCUGGGCGACAAAGGAGUCUUGGUGAUGCCCGUCAUGCCCACCGUCCCUCCCUUCCACCUCGGGGCGCUGUUCAACCCCAUGGAUCUGGCCUACACAAGUAUUUUCAACGGAACGGAGCUGCCAGGCACAACGGCUCCCCUGGGGUUGUCCAAGGACGGUCUCCCAGUGGCUGUGCAGGUAAUCUCUGCGCCUGGCAACGAUCACCUGACCAUCGCCGUGGCCCGGGCCCUGGAGGAGAAAUUUGGGGGGUGGGUGCCGCCUUGCCCCCUCCAAAUCUAAGGAGGAAGUAGGGCACGGAGGGGGGGAGAGGUGAAGGGGGGAGGAAUGUAGGGGUAUGAUUAGUCAGCGUGCGGGCGCAGUGUUCUGGAGGCCCCGAGUUCACGUCCCGCCCGCCGCUACAAGCUGACGUGUUUAGUCACCGCCACCGUUGCCAGGUCAUGGUACUCAGAGCAUAGUAUUUACCGGUUUCUGACGCCCAUCUAUUGCCAAGAAACAUCAGGAAUUAACUAUUUUAGCGAUGAUUAUAAGUAAAUAUCGUUUUUGGGGUCUAGGAGACAGUUUUGGGGUCGGAAGUCGGUAAAUAUAAGAGCCUGGUGGUCGGACUCAUCUUGUUAUGGCGCAGGCAAGUGUUUACAGUGGCGCCAUCUUGCUUGGCUUAUGCUGUCCCGCGGAUCACGAUUUCUAUUAUCUUUAGAGCCCAGAGUCCGGGUUGAUAGGUGGUCUUCAGGACAGCACGUGGGUAGUCUCAAGGGGCUAUUACACUGGGCAAAUUUUUCGUGGAACUUCAGUCAAACCACGAUUUCCGCUGGCGUGGUUCUCAUUAGUUUCUCGUUAUUGCUGAUGAUGAUGAUGGUGAGUAAUACCGUCGUCCUUCACUAAAAUCUAUCGUUGCUUUGGAAGAUCGUGGACACGUCAGAAAACCACAGAAACACGAGAACCACGCCAGCGGAAAUCGUGGUUUGACUGAAGAUCCACGGAAAAUUUGCACAGUAUAAGACUACCUACGUACUGUUCUGAAGACCACCUAUCAACCCGGACUCUGGGCUCUAAAGAUGAUUAAAAUGGUGAUCCGCGGGACACCAUAAGCCAAGCAAGAUGGCGCCACUGUAAAGACUUGCCUGCGCCAUAAUGGGUUGGGUCCGACCACCGGGAGCCACCAAGAGAGCGUAACGGUACCAUAGGCGGAACGUUAACAAAAUUAUGUAUUUAUCUUCCGUAUUCCUGACAGAGCCCAGUGUAUGAGCUAAGUGUUAUUUUUAGACUACAUGAAUGGCGGGUAUAUUUCAUUCUAUUUCUGUAUGAUCAAUAUUUCUUUCAUUAUCUCCAUCCAUAACAUUCCGUAGUCAUUUGCUUCGUGAUUUCUUUUUUCAAUUUCCUAUUUCUUUGUAUUUGAGGGAAAAGAAGGAGCAGGGGGAGGAGGAGGAGGAGGAGGAGGAGGAGGGAUAGUGGUUGAAGAGAAGGAAGGAAGGAAGAAAGGAUGGGAGGAAGGAAGAAUAGAAAGAACAGAACGGACAAAGGAACGAAAGAACGAGUGAAUGAAUCAAAUAAACUAAUGAAUGAAGGAGGGAAAAAGAGAGAGAAGGAAGAAACGAAGCAAAGAAGGAAGGAAGGAUAACAAGAAACAGUAACAAUGGAAAGGAAAAUAAUAAUUGGAAGGAAAUAGAAGGAAGGCAGAAAAGGAAAAAUAGUGACGUAGGAAGGAGAGAAAGGGAUGGAGAAGGAGGAGGAAGAGGAGGAGGAGGGAACAAGGAGGAGAAUGAAGAUAUGAGAUGACGAUGAUGAUUAUGAUGAUACUGAUGAUAAUGAUGAUGAAUAAGAGGGAGGAGCGGGAGGAGGAGGAGGAGGA